AUGCAUCCAUCAAUAAGCUUAUUCCCGAAUACAGAGUUCUAUGGCAGACAAAUUUUUGAUGCACCAAAUGUUAAAGAAACAGGCUUUAGGAGACGGUUCCUCAAAGGAAACAUGUUUGGAUCCUGCUCUUUCAUAAAUAUAGCCUACGGAAAAGAGGAAUUUGGUGAGCAACAGAGUUUCAACAAUACAGUUGAGGCUGCUGUUGUUGCUGAUAUUGUUGGGAGCCUUUUCAAAGAAAUCAAUGGCACUAGGACGAAGACUAGCAUAGGUAUCAUAUCACCAUACCAGGCUCAAGUUCAUGCAAUUCAAGAGAAGAUUGGGAAGUUCAUUUCAGAUUCUGACAGUGCCCUUUCUGCAAGUGUUGGCACGGUUGAUGGUUUUCAGGGUGGCGAGGAGGAUUUGAUAAUUAUCUCUACUGUUCGAAGUGACGAAAGAGGAUUGGUGGGCUUUUUUUCGAAUCUUCAACGAGCAAAUGUGGCGCUGACUCGUGCAAGGUAUUGCCUUUGGAUAUUUGGAAAUCAAGCAACUUUAGUUAAGAGCAGCUCUAUUUGGAAGAAGAUUGUCAAUGAUGCCAAGGAACGGAAAUGCUUCUAUAAUGCUGAAGAGGAUGAGAGUUUGGAUCAGACUAUUACUGAUAGCUUGAUCGAGCUUGAUCAACUUGAUGUUUUAUCGAAAACUGACUCUCCAUUGUUCAGGAAUGCAAGAUGGAUGGCUUGUUUCAGUGAUGAUUUUCGGAGAUCGGUGGCAAGAGUUAGGAAUGUCAGAAUCCGUAAGGAAGUGCUUUCCCUAUUAGCGAAGCUUUCAAAUGGUUGGCGUCAGUCUCGCAAUAAGAGAAGCCUAAUUGUUCACAAUGGGAUUUCUUCCCCACUGUCAGAGCAGUAUAAAGUUAGUGGACAGCUAAAUAUCAUCUGGACUGUGGACAUUCUGCAGGAAAAUUCAUUCUACAUUCAAGUUUUGAAGGUUUGGGAUAUUUUACCAUCAUCUGAUGGAAAGUGGACUCCUAAGAGCUCAUCAGGGCAGCCAUCAAAAUCACUUGCAUCACUCUGUCUAAAGGAUGAAUCAAGCACAAAUGCUAAAAUUUCCAAGUUUGAUGGCCAAUAUCUCAAGUCAGAAAGGUGA
Dovyalis caffra is the source of this 1119-nucleotide messenger RNA. The record is from the annotation of a GenBank genome assembly. Lineage: Eukaryota; Viridiplantae; Streptophyta; Magnoliopsida; Malpighiales; Salicaceae.